Messenger RNA from Magnolia sinica, 531 nucleotides. RefSeq lists its product as uncharacterized. The transcript is spliced from 2 exons. NCBI's taxonomy places the organism in Eukaryota, Viridiplantae, Streptophyta, Magnoliopsida, Magnoliales, Magnoliaceae. The record is from RefSeq and is a predicted model, not a curated record. The coding region runs from base 1 to 531 and encodes 176 amino acids.
AUGCCACCACAAAACACUGCACAGAAGAAAGGUGAGAAGGCUAGUGAGUUUAAAGAAGUGAGGAAAUCUACACCCAAGUCUCUCCACAUCAUCACAGAUAAAGAGUUUGAAAGAGAUACUGAGGAGGAUUCUACGAUCCAGGUUGUGUUCUUAGGGUUUCUAGUGUCAACAGAAGGGAUGAGUGCAGACCCAGAGAAAGUCAUAACCAUAGUUGAUUGGCCUGAACCGAAGAACAUCCAUGAAGUGCGAAGCAUCCAUGGCUUAGCCACAUUCUAUCGUCAGUUCAUUAGGAGUUUUAGCACGAUUAUGGCUCCCAUUACAGAGUGUAUGAAGAAGGGAGAAUUUAUGUGGUCAAAUGCCGCAGUUAAGGAUUUCAAAGAAAUUAAGGGCAAGAUGGUCGAAGCUCCUAUCAUGCGCCUUCUUGACUUUUUUAAAGUCUUUGAAGUUGCGUGUGAUGCAUCUGGUGUUGGUAUAGGGGGAGUCCUGAGUCAAGAGGGUUAUCCUGUUGCCUAUUUCAGUGAGAUUCACUGA